AAUAAGCCCGGAUACAACACUAGAAAGAUCAAAAUCAAACACAUCUUUCAAUGGAGCAAGCAUUCCACUAAAACCGCAUAUAUUAUGCAUUUAAUAAUCAUAAUUUCUGCCUCUAUGAACCAAAGGAACUGCUACUAGUAAUAAUAUUCGUCACACUUCAUUUUCUGCUAUCAAGUGUACUCCGCUACGGUGCGGUUGCUCACUGCAACCCUUUUAUUAUCCAGAAUUAGAUUCAGAUUUAAUUUUCAAAUUGCUUUAUUGCAAUUUUCAAUCAUUGCAAUUCAUGCUUCACUAUUCGUUUUCCUUCAAUCUUGACCAAUCUUGAUUUAGAUCAGAUAUUGUCAUGUUGGUGUAUUUUUUAGGUGAAUUUUGAUUUAAAUGAAAGAGUACUUUGGUGGGUCUUUAUUUUUGUGGCAAAACUCAGAAAGAGUCAACAGAGAUUGUAUUUUUUUUGUGUUUGGAAAAACAGGCAUUUUGUUUUUGAAGAACCCGGCUAAAAACAUGAAAGAUUGUGUUUUUGUGUGUUUUGAGGUUGAAUUAUAAUUAAGAUAUGAUAGUACUUUUUUGGGUUUGGAGGGAAUUGGAAAAGUACGCCUUUUGGUUUUGAAGAACCCGGAAACAAACAUCAAAGGUUGUAUUUUGAAGUUGAAUCUUGAUUCAGAUUAGAUAGUAUUUUGGUGGCAUUCGAGGGAGUUGGAGAAAUUGUGUGUGUGUGUGUUUUUUUUUUUUUUUUUUUUGUGGGGUGGAAGAACUCAGCAAGACUAAUCAAAAGAUUUUAUUUUGAUUUGUUUAGAGGUUGAACUAUACUGCAGAUCAGAGAGUACUUCGGUGAGUUUUGAGGAAAUUGGAAGUUUGUUUCUUGUUUGUGUGGAGGAACUCACUAACAGUCAUAAAAUAUUGACCUUUGGUGUAUAUUGAAGUUGAAUUUAGGUUCAUCAAAGAUUGUCCUUUUGGUGUGUUUUGUAGUUCAGAUUAAAACAUACUUCUUGUGGAUUUGAGGGAAUUGAAACAUUGUUGGUUGUGUGUUGUUGGGGAAGAAUUCAGCAAAAGUCAUGUUCUAUGGUUCAGUGUUGCGGGAUCCAUGGCUAAUUGUUGCCCAAAUUGGGUUUCUUCAAUGCAUAUACUAUUUGACAUUAGGGAUAUUCUUGGAAACUCUUGUAGGGAGUCGGGUUUCUCGGAUGAGUUUUGUCUAUUUCUUUGAUUAUGCCACUGUUACUGCUUCAACUGUCACCGGAUGGUGCGUCAUUGCUUCCUUUCUUCUCAGUUCACUUGCAGGAGCUGGCGUUUUACUAUAUUUAAUUGAGAGAGCAAAGAAGUGCCGGGAUUUUUCUGCAACACUCUACAUCAUCCAUCUUUUUAUAUGCAUUGUAUAUGGUGGUUGGCCUUCCUCAAUAACAUGGUGGAUUGUGAAUGUUACUGGGCUUGCUGUGAUGGCAUUGUUAGGUGAAUAUUUGUGCAUAAAACGUGAAUUACGAGAAAUUCGCAUUUCAAGAUACCGAUCAACUACGAAUGACGUGUCAUGGAUGAACCUUGAGAACACUAACCCGAGUGUUUUGGAAUUCAUAUAGUGGAUACAAGUUAGUACUUAUAUGUGAUGUGUUCAAGGUUAUGAACAAAAUUAGAGCGUUGCAGUUACAAAUUUGGGAUUAUUACCACAAACACAACAAAAAAGAAAGGCAGGGAGAGGGAGUCAGUAUCUGAAGAAACUGAUGGGAGUUAAUGGGAUAAAAUUGCAGAAUAUUGCUCUGAGACCUCGAGGUUGACUUUGCCUUGAACGUGAUUCUCUUUUCUACAUGAAGUAAAGUGUCUUUCUUCCACUUGCCAGUUAACUUCCCUUCAGUAAUUGAAUAAGAUGCUGGGCUUUAUAACUGAGAGGUUCGUCAUUGUCAGCGUUAUGGAAAUUAAGUUGCCAUGGAUAAAGAGGGAUCUUUUAGAUUUUCUGACAGUAAUAAAUAAAUUAGAGUAAAAAUUGUCAAAUUGUACCAGGUGUUUGGGAUUUGUUCUGAUUGUGUCCCCUUCAUCCAUCAGAUUUUGAAUUAGUUGAUGUCAUUUCUAGAAUUUGAAAAAUAUGUCUGGGAUGCCAUUAGCCUUAUUCAGUACCUAUUUUCCCAAAUGUGUAUCUUAGUGUUUUAGCUGAUCCCCAGUGUUGCAGUAUCAAUGUGAAAAUGGUGACAUCGUAGGAUGACUUUUCAUUCUUCCUGUAAUUUGGUUAAAACUUCUUUUUCUGUGAAGGAAACACUGUGCCGAGCAACUCAACCGCUGAUAUAUCUCCAUGAACCCCCUCUUUAGAAACUUAAGGCGGAUUCUUCGUAGAACUCAAGGCCAAGUACUAUCCAAUUCAUGUCAUAAGAGGACUUGGCCUUUAGUUAUGCUUAGGAUCCAUAUUUGCUUAGCAAAAGUGUGAGGGGCCACAAACCAAAGAAGGAAUUGAGGGUUUAGUUUUUCUGUAACCAUGGUUACCCCCCAACCCCACAACAAAA
Molecule: messenger RNA, 2480 nt
Organism: Lycium ferocissimum
Lineage: Eukaryota; Viridiplantae; Streptophyta; Magnoliopsida; Solanales; Solanaceae
Exons: 3
Coding region: 1053-1568 (171 amino acids)
Biological process (GO): Golgi to endosome transport; protein localization to Golgi apparatus; Golgi to plasma membrane protein transport
Cellular component (GO): Golgi membrane; trans-Golgi network
Source: RefSeq, a predicted model, not a curated record